AAAUAGACAUCAGAGUCAAAAAUGACCUUAGAAUGUUCUGAUCAGUUGCUUUAAAAUAUACUGGAGUCAUUUCAGCCUACAAAAUUCCUUAUAAUUUUUGCUUAAAAGUGCUUACUAAAAGGAAAUGGAUUGGACUGGAGCAAUUUUGACAUUACUAUUUAUUUUUGCAACUAUGUUCCUUUUGAAAAAAGGCAGUUCCUGGAAUAACAACUCCUGCAAUCUCCCUCCGGGGCCCAGGACCAUACCCCUCUUGGGAAAUCUACAUAUGAUGGAUCUGAAGAAGCCUUUAAAAACAAUGAUAGAGUGGUCAAAAGAAUAUGGUCCCAUUUUUCGCAUCAAAUUGGGAUUCCAGGAGAUGGUGGUACUGACUGGCUAUGAGACGGUUGUAGAGGCUUUAGUGAACCAGGGAGAUGCAUUUGCAGAGAGAGCCUCUAUCCCCUUUUUUGAGGAUGUUGCAAAGGGUUUUGGUCUUGUUUUUGCUCAUGGUGAGAACUGGAAAGUGAUGCGACGCUUCACCACUUUACGGAUGUACGGAAUGGGCAAAAGGAUCAUCGAAGACAAAAUCACAGAAGAGUGCAGUAUCUUAAUAAAAACAAUUGAGACUUAUGCAGGAAAACCCUUUGAUAUCACAACAAUUCUUACUGCUGCUGUUUCCAACAUCAUAGUUUUUAUCCUAUUUGGGAAACGCUAUGAAUAUAAAGAUAACCAAUUUCAGCGACUACUGAAGAACAACAGUGAAAAUUUCCAGCUUUCAGGAAGCCCUGCUAUGCGGGUAAUCUAUUUUUUUUUUAAUUUUAAAAAAUGUUAUGAAAAACAGACAGCACAAUGGAGUCAUAUUUGUCAUUUUGUUCUCCCAGGUAAAGUCCAAGAGGAAAUUGCAAAAGAGAUUGGUGAUCGUGAGCCAAGGACUGACUUUCGAGCAAAAAUGCCUUAUACUGAUGCCGUAAUUCAUGAAGUUCAAAGGUUUGCUGAUGUUGUCCCCACCAAUUUGCCCCAUGCAACCACCAUGGAUGUAACUUUCAAAGGCUUCUUCAUUCCCAAGGGCAUGUACGUACUUCCCUUGCUGACUUCUGUGCUCCGUGAUGAAUCUCAGUGGGAGAAACCUCAUGAAUUCUAUCCUGAGCAUUUUCUUGAUUCUAAAGGAAAAUUUGUGAAGAGGGAUGCAUUCAUGCCAUUUUCUGCAGGUCGGAGAGUAUGCGCAGGUGAGAACCUUGCCAAAAUGGAGCUCUUCCUCUUCUUUACUGGCCUUCUGCAGAAAUUUACCUUUCAUCCACCCCCAGGAACUUCUAAAGAUGACCUGGACCUGACCCCUGUUGUUGGACUUACCUCCACUCCCAUGCUGUACAAGACUUGUGCUGUGUUACGCUGAUCUGUCACAAAAAAAUUAUAAGAAGUUGUUUUCUCAGUCUUGAAUUCCCUUCAUUUUUAGAAGCACAAUUUAAUAAUGAAUCCAGUAUUGUCUUCAUUUCAUGUGUUGUUUAGAAGAUGAAUGGUAAUAACCUAUAAAUUAUAUGAAAGAAUAUAAUCAGAAAAUUCUGGUCAAAAUAUUAACUCAGGUAACAAAUGAGAUUCAGCAAUAUUCAAAUACUUCCUUUUUCUUGGAAAGCAGUUGUAAUUGCUGUCUAACAGGAGGAACGACCCAACUUGUCAAUUAGCAUUGUGACCCAUCUGAUUACAUAUUCUGGAUAAUAAAGUCUUUACCACAAAAACACUAAAUGUUUUUCUAAAUAAACUGCAGAGAUUGAUGAGACUGGGUUGGUUCCAAGAGAUACAUGAACAAUAACGAUAGAUGCAUUGGGAGAGUGAGGACAAGGGUUUGGGGUAGUGGGUAUUCUAAGGGGAAGAAGGCACACAGUGACAUCAUGGUGAUGACAAACAUGGGAAGAUAUAGUCAGACACAGCAGCAGGUCAUUCUUGAGGAAGGCUGCCUUGGUAUUUGGUAUCAUUGUUGCAUUCCAGCCCCUUCUGCUUCCUCCCAAAACUUUACAUCCUAGCUUCCCCAUGUUUUCUUGCUGAUUCCCAAUGCCAGUUUAAUAUGUAAUCAGGCUGACCUGAUGCAUG
Messenger RNA from Pseudonaja textilis, 2061 nucleotides. NCBI's taxonomy places the organism in Eukaryota, Metazoa, Chordata, Lepidosauria, Squamata, Elapidae. The record is from RefSeq and is a predicted model, not a curated record.